Lates calcarifer (barramundi perch) is the source of this 1833-nucleotide messenger RNA. RefSeq names its product glyoxalase domain containing 4 (gene glod4). Lineage: Eukaryota; Metazoa; Chordata; Actinopteri; Centropomidae. Bases 79 to 975 code for a protein of 298 amino acids. The record is from RefSeq and is a predicted model, not a curated record. The transcript has 9 exons.
AAAUCGAGCAAAUUUGAGGAAGCUUAAUCGCACGCGGAUCUGUCUAUAACACAGACAUCACAAUACCUGACAGUAAAUAUGGCAAUGAGACGAGCGCUGCAUUUUGUUUUCAAAGUUGGCGACAGGGCCAAAACAGCCAUGUUUUAUCGAGAUGUUCUGGGCAUGAAGGUUUUGCGCCAUGAGGAAUUUGAAGAAGGGUGCAAAGCAACUUGCAAUGGGCCUUACGAUGGAAAAUGGAGCAAGACAAUGGUUGGCUUUGGUCCAGAAGAUGACCAUUUUGUCGCCGAGCUGACAUACAAUUAUGGGGUCGCAGAAUAUAAGCUUGGCAAUGACUUUUUGGGGCUCACUCUGCAGUCAAGCCAAGCUGUCAGCAACGCUAAACGUCUGGGAUGGCCUCUCACUGAGGUAGGAGAGGCUCUGUAUCUGACCCAGGCUCCAGGAGGGUAUCACUUCUACCUGGUGGACAAAGAGCAGCCUCCAAAUGACCCUGUGCAGAAGGUUUGUCUUGGCGUAUCAGACCUUCAGAGAUCGACGCAUUACUGGACCACGCUCUUGGGAAUGAAGGUGAUGGACAAAAAUGAGGAAAAGAAAACAGUGCUGAUGGGAUUUGCAGACACACAAUGCAAACUGGAGCUUCACGAUAUCGGUGGGACAGUAGAUCAUGGAACAGCGUUUGGGAGGAUAGCAUUUUCAUGCCCACGGGAACAACUGCCUGACCUUGAAGCCUUGAUGAAAAAGGAAAAUCAGAAAAUUCUCACUCCAUUAGUCAGCCUGGACACUCCUGGAAAAGCCACAGUAGAAGUGGUUAUUUUGGCUGACCCAGAUGGCCAUGAGAUUUGCUUUGUGGGAGAUGAGGCAUUUAGGCAGCUGUCCAUGGUGGACCCUAAGGGGAAUGGCUUACUUGAUAAGGCCAUGGCUGAAGAUAAAAGUGACGAGUGGUUUGCCAAGCACAACAGACAGAAAGCUGCUGCAUGAGAUGAAGGAGAUUGCGCACUGUCACUUUCUCUCCAGUUGAUAUGAUGAUGAGAUGCUGCACCUGGCACCUGUAAUGUAGAUCUUCUUGUAAUGACAGCUCAAGUAUCCUUAGGCUGGCAGUGUGACAUUUAUUUUCCUCUGGAAGCAUCCCAUGAGCUGCUAAUGAACUAACAGCACUUCAGUCAAUUUGAGGGAUAUUGUUCAUCAUAUUUAUCACUCAGGCACAGAAGUGGGCAAAAACACUUAUUUAAUGCAACUUAUUUUUACAAAAUUAUGACAGGUAUCAACAUGACCAUUGGACACUGGUCCUUAUUGCCCCUGCACCAACCGCCUUCUGUGCAUUCACUACUUAGUACCCCUAACUGCUGGAGUAAUACCAUCAUUUUUAUGUGCCAGUUAAUUUGUGGCAAUUUGAUUUAAAAUAAAAAUGUGCCAUGCAAACACAAUACAAAGUAAAAUAAUAAUUGUCUUGAUUGUUAAUUUUCCUACAGGGCCACAACAUGACUUUUAGUGCAGAAGCAGUGCAUGUUCCAUAUAUUUUCAGCCAAUCAAAUGACCAAAGUCCAGUGACAUGCAGUGGAGCUGAAGCUUUUAGGGGUCUGGGGCAGUUGUCUGGAAAUCCUCAGUCUUUUUUUUAUCAUAUGUUGUGAAAUUUGAGUUAAAUGCAGCAUCACUUGGUGAGUAAGCAGGCUGGUUACAUCAAUUACUUCAUAUAGUUAUUGGUUUAAAUCCAUUCAGUAUCAUGCAGUUGCAAUAGUUCAGUCAUGUGGUUGAGUUACACUGAAUCUUAUCCUUUGUAAAAUUACUCAUAAUGUCACUCAUCUGCUUGAAAUAAAACUUAUCUCUAACUUUGUAAAA